Ilyonectria robusta is the source of this 928-nucleotide messenger RNA. RefSeq lists its product as uncharacterized. Lineage: Eukaryota; Fungi; Ascomycota; Sordariomycetes; Hypocreales; Nectriaceae. Bases 141 to 749 code for a protein of 202 amino acids. The transcript has a single exon. The record is from RefSeq and is a predicted model, not a curated record.
CGGGGGGUGGAUUCCCCAUUCCACGGGCCAGCGCGUUUGUUUGACAGAGCGUGCGACAGCGAGGCGGAGUCGUUUGGCGGGCGACAUCCUCCCGGAAGCCGGAAGCUACGAGAUCCGGCCUUAAAAUAUGGUUGUCCUGAAUGCCCAAAGGUGAUUCAGCGAUGAUUGGAAACCGGCGAGGUCAUCCUCCAUCCUCUGCCAGCCCCUUGUGUUUCUUCAGCCCUAGCAUCGGGGACCUGGCCGGGGGGCCCUGGCGCUGGGGCCCUGUUGAUAGGGAGCCCGGCAAUGCGAAAUGGCGGGAAUGGCACGGCGGGCGGCACAGCGAGCAGCCAGCGCAGGUCCGGCGGUGUCGUUCACACCGCUGCCGACGCCGAUUCUGCGCCGCGGGACCAGGAAAGGUUCGUGGCAAUCCCAAAGAGGAGAGAACAGGAUGCAGAGGAUGCAUACAGUCGCCAAGACAAAAGGUCGUCAGGGGCCUGAUUCGCGGCCGCCAGAGUUGCGGGUGGCUCAGCCGCCAGUCGUACGCGCCGAGGUGGCGCUGCGCCGGUGCCUCCAUCCUAGAGGUACCUACCCAUCCCAUGUCCAUCCCAUUAUCUCACGUCAUCGUGCCCCCCGUGGCGCUGGGCCAAGCAUGGGAUAGCAGCUUGGUAGCCCCGCGCCAGAUGCGAAGCAAGACGCAGCCAGCCAGCCAAACCAGCCCAAGCAGCGCACAUCGGCAUUCCAUGAUCCUGGUCGCAUAUUUUGGCUGACGAUGGCUUUAUGGCUUAGAGUUUUCCCCCCCUUCUGUUAAGACUAAAACUUGUUCCUGUCCCAGCUUUGUUGUGCAUUUUGCUGCUUGUCUUCCGUUUUCGACGCCGUUCCCCCGCAUUGCUCAACGCCCCUACAUGACGGCUCGGCGACGACAUCGACGAUAACGAGAGAGGCGACA